GUCUCAUGGAGAUACUCCCUAAGCGCUGUGUGCAGAUCGCCAAGCGUGAGCUGUUGUUCACGGGGCCUGUGGGCCUCAUCAUGUACCUCGGGGGUGUCUACUUCAUCAACCGCCAGCGCGCCAGAACUGCCAUGACCCUGAUGGCCGACCUGGGUGACCUCAUGGUCAAGGAAAAUAUCAAAGUGUGGAUCUACCCAGAGGGUACACGCAACGACAAUGGGGACCUGUUGCCCUUUAAAAAAGGAGCGUUCUACUUGGCCAUCCAGGCCCAGGUACCCAUCAUCCCCGUGGUGUACUCGUCUUUUUCUUCCUUCUACAAUGUCAAGAGGAAGCUCUUUACCUCAGGAACAAUCAGGGUACAAGUGCUGGAUGCUGUCCCUACCAGAGGCCUUACAGAAGCUGAUGUCACUAAGCUUGUGGACACUUGCUACCAGUCCAUGAGGAACACCUUUCUACAAAUUUCCAAGAUGCCCCAGGAGAACUCUACAAUUAAAGAGCCUGGGGUUGUGCCAGUCCAGUAGCCCAGGCCACAGGGGCAGGGGAGCUGGGGGAAAACAGGUGGAAAGCAGAGGCUGGAGGAUGGACAGAAGGCCAUAUCCUACCAUCUACCAAACACCUUAUCCUGCUCCCCUGCUGGCCUGGCUCUCACUGGGGCCUGGAAAUAGAAAGCCCUUUCUGACACAGGCCUUAGACCCAGGACCCCAUGUAACUUCCCACCUCAGGCCUGUGCCUCCAGAAUCCAGGUGUGGCCAUCCAGCAGGUGGGCUGACCCACAAGACCAUGAGGCACCUAGGAGUGGGCGACAUGCCACCCAAGGCCCACUCCACGGUGUGGGAUCAACAUUCAGGACCCAGGCCAUGGCCUGCAUCAGGCCAUUAGGAAGAGAAGGAACUUGGUCUCCCAGUCUCAAGGAAGCCUGGGUCACACAGCACCAGAGGGCAGAGCCUGCCAUCCCCCACUGUCCGAUGGUCUCAGUCACAGAUCACUGCUGUACUGUUUUGUUUCGUUUUUUUUUUUUUUUUUCUUUUUAUAAAUGAACUCUGAGAAGUGCCUAGAGA
Messenger RNA from Cricetulus griseus (Chinese hamster), 1058 nucleotides. The record is from RefSeq and is a predicted model, not a curated record. Lineage: Eukaryota; Metazoa; Chordata; Mammalia; Rodentia; Cricetidae.